AUGUUUAAUCAUGGUAUUAUGCCCACAACAACCAGUAAGAAAUACUCUCAAAGAAGAGUAAUAGAUUUAUCUUCAAGUUAUGGUAGAUUAGUUCAUUAUCAUUUAAAGAACAAUAUUCCAUUAAAAUAUAUUCAAAAAAAUACCAGUUAUACAGCCGAAAUGAUGCCGCCACAUCACAUUGCAUCACGGAUAUCGGGGAUGAAUAAUACAAACAAAUUUAUUCAUCUAAGUUCUAACAAAAUCAAGCAUGUAAUACAUGCGAUAACGUGGACACCUGAUGGUCGAAGAUUACUAGUUACAACACACUCGGGAGAGUUUACCUUGUGGAAUGGGAAUAAUUUUUCAUUUGAAACUAUUAUGCAAGCACAUGAUAAUGCCAUUACCUUUGUCAAGUAUUCUAAUUUUGGUGAUUGGUUAAUCAGUGGGGACUGUGAUGGAGGAAUUAAAAUUUGGCAGCCCAAUUUAAAUAUGGUGAAACAAUUAGCGAGUAAAAAUGAUGGAGGUAUGGGACAUAUGGACAGCGUUAGAGGGAUAAGUUUUAGUUGGGACGAUUCCAAGUUUGUAACGUGUAGUGAUGAUAAAAGUCUAAAGAUAUGGAAUUUCCAUACGGGGAAAGAGGAAAGAGAAUUACUGGGCCAUCAUUGGGAUGUAAAGAGCUGUGAUUGGCACAGUGAAAUGGGACUAAUUGUUAGUGGAUCAAAGGAUAAUUUGGUUAAGCUUUGGGAUCCAAGAAUGGGAAAAAAUGUGAGCUCAAUCUUGGGGUUUAAGCAUACUGUGGUGGCUACAAGAUUUCAAAACUUAGGGAAUAAAGACAAACUUGUAUGCAUUAGUAAAGACAAAUCGUGUAAGAUUUUUGAUUUGCGAAACCAUUGUAAGGAAUAUAAGAUAUAUAGGAAUGAACAACCGUUGCCCGGGUCUACUGUGGACGAAGUAGAUUAUUGCACUUUGGAGUGGGACGUUGCUAGUCCUAGUAGUUUCACCAUUGGGUCAUUUGAUGGACAAAUCAGGUUUUAUGACUAUACUUUGGAUCUGUCCACAUGCUAUCACAAUAUUCCUUAUGCACAUGAAAAGUGUUUGACUACAAUGGCGUACAAUCCCCUGGGACACAUGUUUGCCACUGCCUCUAAGGAUCGUACUAUUAGGUUUUGGACAAGAGCUAGGCCGUACGAUCCUAAUGCUUAUGACGAGCCUAUUUACAAUAAUAAAAAGGUUACUGGUUGGUAUUAUGGAAUUAAUAAUGGAAUCAGUUCAAUUAGAGCCAAGACGGAAUAUGGAUUAGCAUUACAACAGCAAAGUGUUACAAGUGGAGAUCAAGGUGACAAUGUGGAGACUGGUGGUAUCAAUGGUAAAGAUGAAAAGAAAUCAGGAUUGGGUGUUACCGCAAAUACAAUCAUUAAGGAUGGUAGCGGUAAUAACUCUAAAAACAACAAUGGUGGUACUCUGCCUUUGCAUAAUAUGAAGGGGAAACAGCAAUCUACAUUUACUUUACCAGGAUUGGGUUAG
Molecule: messenger RNA, 1503 nt
Organism: Saccharomycodes ludwigii
Lineage: Eukaryota; Fungi; Ascomycota; Saccharomycetes; Saccharomycodales; Saccharomycodaceae
Gene: PFS2
Product: cleavage polyadenylation factor subunit PFS2
Exons: 1
Coding region: 1-1503 (500 amino acids)
Cellular component (GO): mRNA cleavage and polyadenylation specificity factor complex
Molecular function (GO): protein binding
Source: RefSeq, a predicted model, not a curated record